AUGGCGCGAGGCAAGAACUUCAACCCAGCUCGCGAAACCGCCGCCGCCGCUGCAGCGCCCUCGCCCUCGUCCGCGAAGCCGGGCAAGGCGGCGGUCGCUGCGGCCGCCGCGGACGGCAUCGACGUCGGCUUCGAUCCCAAGCCUCGAAACACCACCGGCGAGGCUAUCGUGGACACGUACGGUCCCUCGAUUCCCGGGGAGCACAAGUGGCUGGGCGCGGCGGUGGCGGACGACGGCAACAUCUACGGCGUGCCUUCUCACAACCGAAGGGUGGUGCGCGUCGUGCCGGGAACGGGCGAGGUGACGGAGUUGGGCGACGACGACACACUCGGCGAUCGCAAGUACAAGUUCCUGCGCGGUAUCCGCACGAAGGCGGGCACCAUCCUCGGCAUUCCCGCGUGGGCCACCUCCGUGCUCGAGAUCACCCCCGCCACCGGAGAGGUGACCACCAUCGGCGACUUGCGCCCGCCGGAUGGCAACAUGAAGAAGUGGAAGUGGAUGUGGCACGGCGCCGCGGCGGGGCUGGACGGUAACAUCUACGGCAUACCGUCAAACGCCAACGAGGUCCUCAAGGUGGACCCCGUGACGAGGGAGGUGACCCGAUUCGGCGCGGAGUCGAUGCCGCCGGGGCAGAACAAGUGGUACGGCGGCAUCAGAGGCCCGGAUGGCGCCAUCUACGGGAUACCCUACACCGCGAACCACGUCCUGAAGAUCGUGCCGGAGACGCAGGAGGUGAUCAUGCUCGGGGAUCUGUCGGACGUAUCGGGCGGGUGGAAGUGGCACGGAGGUGUGCUCGCUCCGGAUGGGUGCAUCUACGGCUUCCCGUCGCACGCCGAACGCGUGCUCAAGAUCAACUGCGCGACGGGGGAGGUGAAACAGAUCGGUCCGAGGUUCAAGGGGAGAUACAAGUGGGGCGGCGGCGCCGUUGGGUUGGAUGGGAACGUAUACGGGAUGCCGUCGGACACCAACACGGUGCUUCGCAUCAGGUGCGCGACCGAGGAGGUCGACACCAUCGGCAAGGGACUUCUGCCCAAUAUCAAGAACAAGUGGCAAGGCGGCGUGCUCGCCCCCGACGGCGCAAUCUACGCCAUACCUUCCGACGCGGCCAACGUGCUGAAGAUCGUGCCCGAGACGGGGACUGUUUCGCUCGUGGGUCAGCUCAGCGAUGACCCGGACAAGUGGCAAGGGGGGUUCCUCGGCGCCGACGGGAUCAUCUACGGGAUCCCAGAAAACGCAGAUAAGAUUUUGCGGAUCAUCCCGCCGGAGAAUGAGGAGGGGAUGGCGAGGGUGGUGGCGGCGGCGGCGGCGUCCGGCGCCGCUGCGGUCGGCAAAACGGACGAUUACGACAAAGGUCAGGAAGUUAAGAAAGAGGUAAAGGUGGCGGCGGGGGCGGAGGCGGCGGCGGCGGCGGCGGCGGCUGUUGCGGCGCCGGCGGAGGCCAUGAUGCGGAGCCGUCAGUUGCCGCCGCUCGUGAGUCAUCCGAUGCCGCCGCUUUUUAAGGGGGUGGACUACACGACUCUGCUCGUCGUCGCCGGCGUGGGGUUCAUAGCGGGUAUCCUCUACGGACUUCGACGCAGAUGA
Micromonas commoda is the source of this 1581-nucleotide messenger RNA. RefSeq lists its product with no specific name. The transcript has a single exon. Gene Ontology annotation, molecular function: protein binding. NCBI's taxonomy places the organism in Eukaryota, Viridiplantae, Chlorophyta, Mamiellophyceae, Mamiellales, Mamiellaceae. The coding region runs from base 1 to 1581 and encodes 526 amino acids. The record is from RefSeq and is a predicted model, not a curated record.